This is a messenger RNA of Hibiscus syriacus, 1700 nucleotides long. Its product is annotated as protein DETOXIFICATION 49-like. The transcript has a single exon. NCBI's taxonomy places the organism in Eukaryota, Viridiplantae, Streptophyta, Magnoliopsida, Malvales, Malvaceae. Gene Ontology annotation, cellular component: membrane. Gene Ontology annotation, biological process: xenobiotic detoxification by transmembrane export across the plasma membrane. The record is from RefSeq and is a predicted model, not a curated record. Gene Ontology annotation, molecular function: xenobiotic transmembrane transporter activity; antiporter activity. The coding region runs from base 5 to 1552 and encodes 515 amino acids.
AAUCAUGGGGGGCUUCUCGUCUUGCGAACAGACAGACAUGUUAAUUCCUUUGAGCCCAACAGAACACAGACAAGACGGUUCAGAAAAGAGCUGUAUGUCUGUAGUAAUUGGUGAAUUUAAAUGCAUAGCCAACAUAGCUUUCCCGAUGGUGCUAACAGGUCUUCUGCUCUACUCUCGAUCCAUGAUUUCCAUGUUGUUUCUGGGCCGUCUAGGGGACCUGGCUUUAGCCGGUGGAUCGCUUGCUAUUGGAUUUGCAAACAUCACUGGUUACUCUGUUCUCUCUGGCCUUGCCAUGGGGAUGGAACCCAUCUGUGGCCAAGCUUUUGGUGCUAAAAGAUACAAAAUUCUUGGCUUCACCAUGCAGAAAAUGAUACUUUUGCUUCUAUUGACUUCAAUCGUCAUCGCUUCUUUGUGGUUCAACAUGAAAAAUGUACUUCUCUUUUGCGGCCAAGAUGAGAAUAUCGCCAACGAAGCUCAAGCCUACAUUCUUUAUUCUCUUCCAGACCUUGUAGCACAAUCCAUUCUACAUCCUUUACGUACAUAUUUAAGGACUCAGUCUAUAACUCUUCCUCUCACAUACUGUUCAACUCUGGCAAUUCUUCUCCACAUUCCCAUCAACUACCUUCUUGUCUCUGUGCUUGACCUUGGCAUCAAAGGUGUUGCCUUAGGCUCCGUUUUGACCAACAUAAAUCUCGUGGGUUCAUUGAUCGUUUACAUGAAAAUCUCUGGUGUAUACAAGAAAACAUGGGGUGGGAUUUCCUCAGAGUGCUUGAAAGGGUGGAAAUAUUUAUUGAAUUUAUCCAUUCCGAGUUGCAUUUCGGUUUGCCUUGAAUGGUGGUGGUAUGAAAUCAUGAUUUUGUUAUGUGGGUUGCUGUUGAAUCCACAAGCAACGGUUGCUUCGAUGGGCAUUUUGAUUCAAACAACGGCAUUGAUCUACAUUUUCCCAUCGUCAUUAAGCUUUGGGGUGUCGACUAGAGUUGGAAAUGAACUUGGAGCUAACAAUCCAAACAAGGCAAAACUGGCCGCGAUCGUCGGCCUCUCGUCGAGCUCGGUGCUGGGGCUUUCGGCGUUGGUUUUCGCAAUCUCGGUAAGAAAGCAAUGGGCAACCAUGUUCACACAAGACCCCGAAAUCAUUGCCUUAACAUCCAUGAUAUUGCCUAUACUUGGACUGUGCGAACUCGGGAACUGCCCACAAACAGCAGGGUGUGGGGUUCUAAGGGGAACAGCGAGACCAAAAUUGGGAGCAAACAUAAACCUGGGGUGUUUUUACCUUGUAGGGAUGCCGGUUGCGGUGUGGUUGAGUUUCUUUGCGGGGUUUGAUUUCAAAGGUCUUUGGGUGGGUCUUUUAGCCGCCCAAGCCUCGUGUGUGGUGGCCAUGUUCUUCACCGUGACUCUUACCGAUUGGGACUAUGAAGCCUGGAGAGCGCAGCAGCUCACCACAGCCGUCCCAUUUGAUACCAACCAGGAUGGAACUUUGAAAGUUGACUCUUCUCCCUCUAAAGAAUCUUUGGGGUUAUUACAUGACGUAAACAAAAAUGACUUACCUGUCUAAUUUGGAACACCGUGAGUUGAUUUUUCUAUUUAUUUUUUUAUAAUGUGAAUUUGAUCAGAAUAGAAUUUUUUUUGUUUUACGCAUCGGUUGGUUUGUCGUUUCGGAAUGGAAAAACAGAGGAACAGAACAUAGAUUUUGUUGACCAAAC